Messenger RNA from Colletotrichum spaethianum, 393 nucleotides. Its product is annotated as protein transport protein GOT1. Gene Ontology annotation, biological process: endoplasmic reticulum to Golgi vesicle-mediated transport; retrograde transport, endosome to Golgi. The record is from RefSeq and is a predicted model, not a curated record. Lineage: Eukaryota; Fungi; Ascomycota; Sordariomycetes; Glomerellales; Glomerellaceae. The coding region runs from base 1 to 393 and encodes 130 amino acids. The transcript is spliced from 4 exons. Gene Ontology annotation, cellular component: COPII-coated ER to Golgi transport vesicle; Golgi cis cisterna; Golgi membrane.
AUGUCGUCAAUGUGGAUGUCCGAUACUCAGAGCGGUUUCUUCCUCAUCGGCGGAGUGAUGCUCUUCUUCGAUCGGGCCAUGCUUGCCAUGGGAAACAUCCUCUUCCUCAUCGGCCUGACCAUCAUCAUCGGACCCCAAAAGACGCUCCUGUUCUUCGCGCGGAAACAAAAGGCAAAGGGCACGGCGGCCUUCUUCGCGGGGCUUGCCCUGAUUCUGCUGCGGUGGCCCCUGAUCGGCUUUUGCGUCGAGCUCUACGGCAUCAUGGUCCUUUUUGGUGACUUCCUUGGCACCAUCGCCGCGUUCGCGCGCAACAUCCCUGUUAUCGGGCCGUACAUUGGAGCUGCGGUCGAUCGGUCUGGGGUCGGACGGCGGAACGCCGAGCUGCCCGUGUAA